AUGGGUAUCAGUUCAGUUCCUUUUGACCUGGUUUACUUUUGGAUUCAUGUUCAUGGUCUUCCUCACGAAUGCACAACAAAGGACAUGGCAAUCAAAGUUGCUGGCAAUUUCAAGGAGUGGGAGGUAGUGGAAAUCCGUGAAGAGCUUGGGAAGGGGAGUAGAUUCAUGAGGUUAAGGGCUGCGGUGAACAUUACAGUUCCCUUUUGUCACGGAAUUAAACUCUGGGAUAGGAUGGGGGAAACCCACUUUGCCUUUUUCAAUACGAAAGGCUUCCAUAUGUGUUAUCACUGUGGUAAAGCGGGGCACACCAUGAAGCAAUGGNAUGAGAACAAAUCUGGUUCAUCGGAGGUUGUGCCGGUGGUACCUGUUCCGAUUCCAGAUUUGGGGCUUGAUCAUAGGCAGAUUCAAGGGGAUUCUAGGAGUGAUGCAAGGCCGGAAAUCAGGGACAGUUAUCAGAGGGCUUCCACUGUUAAGGAGGGAUUCUCGGAGAAGGCAAUCUCCUCCCAGAUUUACGGGAAAGUUGCGAUGAUUGGUUUAAAUAAGGACAGGAGGGAAGGGGGAAUUUUAGACGGGAUUGAGGUGUUGGGCUCUACAAAAAUUGUACAGGCCCCUUCGGUGAGUGAACUAUAUGAGGUGGGCAUAAUCUCAGAUAAUCCAAAUACGGCCCAUAUGGAGCAGUUGGAGUCUGGAACAAACAUGGGCUCUGUCAUUGGAAAUCCAAAAGACCCAAUCCAACCAGAGGACAUUUCUUUAUCCGGAGAAAGGUCUUUAUCUGAGCUAAACAUUGGGGCGGUUAGGGCGUUGAAGCUGGCUGGUAAAGGCAAAGGAAAAGGGAAGUGGUCUCGCAAGGCUAAAUCUUCAAUCCCAGCUGAAAAUUGGAAAGUCCAAGAGGUUAAGGUGGGGGGUAAGAGGAGGGGAGUAGAUUCAGGGUGUUCAACUGAUUCUGGAAAAAGAAAUGCUUCUCAUAAGAAGGUUCAUGUAUUACUUCUCAAUUCACCAUCAUCGGCGGAGAUUGUUGAUCAGUCCCACCGGGAGCUAUGA
This is a messenger RNA of Ilex paraguariensis (yerba mate), 1041 nucleotides long. NCBI's taxonomy places the organism in Eukaryota, Viridiplantae, Streptophyta, Magnoliopsida, Aquifoliales, Aquifoliaceae. The record is from the annotation of a GenBank genome assembly.